Messenger RNA from Scomber scombrus (Atlantic mackerel), 348 nucleotides. Its product is annotated as synapse differentiation-inducing gene protein 1. Gene Ontology annotation, cellular component: intracellular membrane-bounded organelle; postsynaptic density membrane; excitatory synapse. The transcript has 4 exons. NCBI's taxonomy places the organism in Eukaryota, Metazoa, Chordata, Actinopteri, Scombriformes, Scombridae. Gene Ontology annotation, biological process: positive regulation of synapse assembly; synaptic vesicle clustering. The coding region runs from base 1 to 348 and encodes 115 amino acids. The record is from RefSeq and is a predicted model, not a curated record.
AUGACGUCAGAGUCGGUGACACUGUCGGUUCCUGAAGAGUUCCUGCUUUCAAGUGACUACUCCAGUGAAUCAGAGAGUGAGGAUGCGUUCCUGUUGAUGCCUCCCAGAGAUCAUUUGGGUCUCAGUGUUUUCUCGAUGCUCUGCUGCUUCUGGCCGCUCGGCAUCGCUGCCUUCUACCUGUCACAUGAGACCAAUAAGGCGGUGUCUAAAGGAGACUUCCACCUGGCCAGCUCCAGUUCGAGGCGAGCUCUCUUCCUGGCCGUGCUGUCCAUCACCAUAGGAACGGGGAUCUACGUGGGCGUUGCCGUGGCGCUCAUCGCCUACCUGUCCAAAAACCACCACUGGUAG